CAUCAUCAUCACCAUCAUUUCCCUCUACAUGAAGCCUCCUCUGUCUCUCUCUCUCACUCUGUCUCUAUAAAGUCUUAACUAAUCUUCACCAAGCCCAGUUGGAAUAAAAAGCAAGCCUAAAGAGUCUUAAAAGAGAUGAGGAAGCCGGAGGUUACUGGGAAGAGCAACGACAACAAUGGAAGUUGCAAGCUUAGGAAGGGUUUGUGGUCACCAGAGGAAGAUGACAAGCUGAUGAAGUACAUGCUCAACAAUGGAGUGGGUUGUUGGAGUGAUGUGGCUAGAAAUGCUGGGUUGCAGAGGUGUGGAAAGAGCUGCCGGCUCCGGUGGAUCAACUACUUGAGACCUGAUCUCAAGAGAGGCGCUUUCUCUCCUCAAGAAGAAGAGCUCAUCAUCCAUUUGCAUUCCCUUCUUGGCAACAGGUGGUCUCAAAUUGCGGCUCGUUUGCCUGGACGUACGGACAAUGAAAUCAAGAACUUUUGGAAUUCAACAAUCAAGAGAAGAUUGAAGAACAUUACUGCUGCUGCUACUACUACAUCAGCCUCACCAAACAGUGCUGCUGACAAUGACUCUUCGUGGGAUCAACCUAUAGAAGGAGCAGGCAACAGUACUAGUAUGCCCACGUACAUGGAUUCCUCCUCUUCAUCGUCAUCGACAAUGCACCGCCUCAUAAACCCAUCGUGGAUGAUCGACAAUGGCAUGAACAUGUAUGGUUCAAUUGGGCACUUCAACCCACAUCCUCCUCCUCCAUGCAUGGCACAAGUUGGAUCUGGUUUUAACUGUUUUUAUGGUGAAAAUAAUAAUGGGUUCUUCAAUGGAGGGGAUCAGCUGUAUGUUCCUCCAUUGGAAAGUAUUAGCAUUGAAGAAAGCACUACUGCUAAAACUGCAGAAAGCACAUAUGAAAGCAACAAUAAUAAUAAUAACCUGACUGGGUUUGGGAGUUAUUGGCAAGGAGAGGAUGUGAAAGUUGGGGAGUGGAACUUGGAGGAGUUGAUGAGAGACGUUUCAUCCUUUCCUUUCCUCGACUUCUCAUCAAGUUAAGAGUUAACGGGUUUUCUUUCUUUCUUUUUCUUUCUUUUGUUUUUUUCCACAUUAUUAUCAAACCCUUUUCAUGAUAACUACUAAGGCACUAGUGAUCAUACGUACAGACUACCUAAAUACCUUGAAGCUUAUGGCUUCUGAGUUGGUCUUGAUGAAGAAAUUGUGAAAUUUUCAUAUGCAGUUAUGUAAUAUAUGUACAGGAGAUCAUGAAUAAAUGUCCCACUAGAGACUGCUAGUAUAUAUGUUGAGAUUGUUCCGAGGGGAGUGGUGGUAAUUUUUAUUAAAAAGAGUUUUUUUUUUUUUUUGGUGGG
Tripterygium wilfordii is the source of this 1349-nucleotide messenger RNA. Its product is annotated as transcription factor MYB83-like. The transcript is spliced from 2 exons. Bases 136 to 1038 code for a protein of 300 amino acids. The record is from RefSeq and is a predicted model, not a curated record. Lineage: Eukaryota; Viridiplantae; Streptophyta; Magnoliopsida; Celastrales; Celastraceae.